This is a messenger RNA of Apus apus (common swift), 1855 nucleotides long. It is a transcript of the gene PRICKLE4, whose product is annotated as prickle planar cell polarity protein 4. The transcript has 8 exons. The record is from RefSeq and is a predicted model, not a curated record. Gene Ontology annotation, molecular function: zinc ion binding. Lineage: Eukaryota; Metazoa; Chordata; Aves; Apodiformes; Apodidae. The coding region runs from base 264 to 1835 and encodes 523 amino acids.
CGGCUGACACAGAUCCAGUUUCCUGGGCAGGCAGAUUAAAAAAAAAAAAAAAGAAAGAAAGAAAAGAAAAGGAAAAAAAAAAAAAGAGAGAGGGGAACAACAACAAAAAAAUCGUUUCCCUGCCUGAGCUUGGAUGUUUUCCUUUCGCUUUGCAAAGUUUUCCCUGCUCAGCCUCCAUUCCCUCCCCUCCUCCAGAGCAGGACGGGACCGCGGAGCCCUGAGCCACGGAUCCCGGGUACCGGGGAGCAGGGAAAGGGCAGCUCAUGUCCCUGCCGAGCCCUGCAUGGCCCCAGCGAGACGAGCCUCCCCCCUGCGGCCCCACCACCGGCCUCCCCCCGGCUUCAUCCGACAGCGACUCCGGCUGUGCCCUGGAAGAGUACCUGGAGCCCCCCGCGGACCCCGCACCCCCCGAGGUCCCGGCGUGUUCCGGAGCCCACCCACCGCAGCCCGUCUCUGCCGCCGAGAGGCUCCAGCUCCGCGCCAGAGCCCUCUUGCAGCAGCUGCCUCCUCAGGACUGCGAUGAGCGGUACUGCCCGGACCUGGCGGAGGAGGAGAGGAGGCAGCUACGAGCGUUCAGCGCCCGCCGGAGACGGGAGGCGCUGGGGCAGGGGCUGGCAUGUCCAGUGCCAGGUCCUUGCCAUGGCUGCCCCUGCAAGAAGUGCGGCAGGAGGCUGAAUAAAGGGGACCCAGGGAUUUCAGCAUCCCGGCUGGGAGACCAGUUCUGGCACCCGUCCUGCUUCUCCUGCCACUUCUGCCACCAGCCCCUGGUGGAUCUCAUCUACUUCCAGCAGGAUGGGAGGAUCUACUGCGGCCGGCACCACGCUGAGCUCUUCCGACCCCGCUGUGCCUCUUGUGACCAGCUGAUCUUCAUGGAGGAAUGCAUCGAGGCGGAGGGUCGGCGCUGGCACCUGGAGCAUUUCUGCUGCCUGGAGUGCGACGAGCCCCUGCGCGGGCAGCGCUACGUGAUGAAGAGCGGCCGGCCCUGCUGCUGCGGCUGCUUCGACAGCCUCUUCGCCGAGCCCUGCCAGGCCUGCGGGGACCCCAUCGGUGCUGACAGCGAGGAGGCCACCCACCAAGGGCUCCACUGGCACGCCCGAGCCGCCUGCUUCUGCUGCAGCCUCUGCCGAAAGCCGCUGCGGGGGCAGCCCCUCACCUCCCGCCGCGGCCGGCUCUUCUGCUCCGAGACCUGCAGCCUGGGGCGGGACUCCUCCUCCACCGCUUCCGACUCCUCCGACUCGGCUUUCGCCUCCGCUCCGUCCCCCGACUCGACGCCCCUUUCCCGGGCCGGUCCCGCCGGCAGGAGCACGGCGGGGGCCGGGGGCUGCAGGCAGCGGGUGGAAGGGGCAGAGGCAUUUCUGGAUCAGGCUCCUGUGCAUCCUGCAUUCAGGAACCUGGAGGACCAUGGAGCAGCUGCCAAGGAGCGGAGCAGGAAUGCUGUGCACACAGGGAUGCUGGGGCCACCAGCUGGUCACCCCUCUGCCCCCCAGCCCAGCACGGAGGGUCCCAACGAGCCAGGAGCCUCGGGCCACCCAGUUUCAGGGAGCCCUGACCCCCGAACACUCACAGGCAUUGGGAACCCACACUUCCGAGCAGGCACAUCCCCUGCCCAACACAGCCCGGGGGCAGAGGACAUCGACCCCCAGGACAUCACGGAGGAGGAUGACUCCUGGUGUCCCACCUGCUCUUCAUCUUCGGACUCGGAGGAAGAGGGUUUCUUCUUUGGGAAGCCCAUCCCCAAGCCCGGGAUGAAUUCCCUGGACAGGGAGCCCCUGGGGAGGGCCAGGGGCAGGACAGCGAAGCUGCGGGGCAGCAGCAAGCACUGCAGUGUGUCCUAGCAGAGGGGACUUGGGGGGGG